GUUGUGGUACCACUGCCAGUCCUCCUCAAAGAUGAAAAGAAGUAUGCUGAGGUUGUUGAUGUGCUUGAUCAGCUUGAGCUCUGGACACACGAGAUAUACAGUAAGGCUGGCCUUUGCAAUCCUGCAGACCCAGAGCAUGUCCCACCUGGUCCUCCCAUUGGAGCUCCUGCUAGACUGGAUCAACCAGCUUCGCAUGUGCCACCAGUUCCCCACAUUCAAGAUCUUCUAGCAAAUGUUAUAAUACCUUGUUAUGGCGACCAACUAACAAGAGUAAGAUUGGCUGGUGCAAAAGAUUUGCGAGCAGGAUGCCACACUCCACAAGACAGAUUGGAUCACCUGUAUCCAUUCAGAAUAGUGGACUGGCACACUAAGAGAAGCUUCCUUAAGGUAAAAUGCUAUUUCAUUUCUUUUUUUUUUUUUCAUUUUUUAAGUGGAUUGAAAUCCUCAUCUACUAUAAAGUGCUCAAUAGCAGAGCUAGAGCUAUGGAUAAUUAUGAUCCAAGAGCUGGGUUAUUUAAACAUUGACUGCAACUCUGAGUUUCAUGCUUCUUGCGAAGCAAUGAUCAGGCAACAAGAAGCAAGAGUUGCAGUAAAUGUUUAAAUAACCCAGCUCUUGGAUUGUAAUUAUAUAUAUUAUACAUAUAUAUAUAUCUACCGUACAUCCUAUAUAUAUAUAUAUACAUAGACUUGAACUAGGUCAAAAACAUUUAUUUGCUACUCUGAGUUUCAUGCUUACGAACCAAUCAUAUAUAUAUGAAGUAAAUGUCUGGCAAUGUGUACAUUAUUUUUCUUAUGAAAAGGGGGGUGUUUAACAUAAUCAGGCUCAUCAAAGUUACAGUAGCAUUUUUAUGCUAAUAGAUAUUCUAUUGCCAGACAUUUAUUUCAUUAUGCUGCAAGAAUCUUUUACUACUUAUUACGACAUGCCCUUGUUUUUCCGAUAAUUUUUUAUUAAAUAUGAAAAAGCAAGCCCCGAAUAAGUGUGAAAAAUCAAGUUGCAGUUGACAAUUAAGUCUACAAAAAGUGCUUGUCUCCACUUCGGCAGAACAAAAACAUAAGUGCCUUUUGUAAGAGUUUAUCGAUGACUGCAAUUCAAUUCAGUGCUACAUAGCAACAAUUUGCUUUUUAUUUUUCAAAAUCAAAAAAAAAUUACGUUUAUGUUUAGUUUAAAAUUCUUCAUUCUGUCCACUUUUUUGAAAAGUGACUUGGAAGUGGAUUUAUGGGCUAGGACAUGCAAUUUUAGCAAAUUUCAGCAAAGAUGAACUGGUUGCUAAAUUAUCUCAAGACCAUCUGUUUUUGUUAUAUGUGGCAGUGAGUUUGUCACUAAAAUACUGUUGGUACACCAAGUUUGGAACUCAUUAUUAACAGAAAUAAAUGGCAGGUUUUAAAUACUUUGACCUAGCCCCUUUAAGGAUGAUUCUGAACCAUUUAGAUGUAAAAUACACUUGAACCAUAAUUAAUUAUUUUUUGUAGCUUAUUUUUAAGAAGCUGUACAAGAAUUCUGCCCCUGAAAAGGGGACAUUGCGGUUCUUUCGAGAAAAACUGCUACGAAGAAAUGUAACUAUUGAUGUCAAACACUUUGAAGACUGCGAGCAGUUGUUUUUAAGCAUUGGCCGGUGUUUCACAAUUGAAGCAUUACUUAAUUUCUUCAAUAUGGAAACCACAGAUGCUCGUCCUACCAGGAACAGACCCCCAUAUCGUGUUUUGGAUAUUGAAGACAACAAGAGGGGCUAUUAUCAUUCUGUUCUGGAUAAAUUCAUUGAUGAAUUCCUCAUCAUCCCAGCCCCUGACAUUGAUGAAAGCAGCUCUGAUAAUGAUGAUGAUUUCGUCAGAAACUACUCCAUGUGUCUCCUGAAGUACUUCUUUCUUUAUGCAGAUCUUAAGGAUGUGGUAAAGGAAGGAAAUGGCAAGAGACUUGGAACCCUGCACAAACAGUUGCUGCCCCUUUUCAAGUCAAUGCCUGGAUUCAAUGCCUAUGCAAUUGAGAUAUUCAUAAACAUUGUGCAGAAUGAAGUGCUACUUUCAGAAGCAGAAUCACAUCAGUGUACUUGGGCUGCCACUGCAAACUGGAAAGGUGGACCUGGAAAGAACAUUGAAAUUGACAUUCUGCGAGAGAACAGGAACAAAGACAUCAAGAAAGAGAUACAGGGAAUGGGUGCAAACAAAACUGACAAAGCAAUCGACCAUGCCAGCAGAGCUGCUGGGGGACAACGGAAAAUAGUGGAAAAUUUUGAACAGCAAGUUGGCAGAGGUGUCGAACAUUCUCCACAUAGUCACAAAUCCUCUGCAACAGAUGAAAGCAAAGUAUGCAGGGAUCUUCGUGAUCUUAAACCAUUCGCCUUUGUGCCCAACAGAAACCACGAUUCAUUCGCAGACAUAAUGGCUGAUCCUUGGCCUACUCUAAAUGAGGAAUACAAUAAAUGGGUGGCCCGGCAUAAGAAGAAUCUUCUGCUCAAUGCUCCAAUUGGACAGGAGGAUGAGGAGGAUGAGCAGUGA
This is a messenger RNA of Porites lobata, 2492 nucleotides long. The record is from the annotation of a GenBank genome assembly. Lineage: Eukaryota; Metazoa; Cnidaria; Anthozoa; Scleractinia; Poritidae.